Messenger RNA from Neurospora hispaniola, 1119 nucleotides. RefSeq names its product cytochrome P450. The record is from RefSeq and is a predicted model, not a curated record. The coding region runs from base 1 to 1119 and encodes 372 amino acids. NCBI's taxonomy places the organism in Eukaryota, Fungi, Ascomycota, Sordariomycetes, Sordariales, Sordariaceae. Gene Ontology annotation, molecular function: iron ion binding; heme binding; monooxygenase activity. The transcript has 8 exons.
AUGAAACCUCUUAUUCAAGUGGAAGAGGGCAUGGUAAAGAUAACUGGCACUGUUAUUCUUGGUUUGGUCCUUGCCAUAGCCUUGUUAUUAUUUGGGCUCUUCUUCCCAGCGUUACGGCAGCGAUGGAGACUCCAUGCACACCGCUCGAAACUCCCCUCAGGACCCAAGAUAAAUCAAAUCGGUAUUCGCAAGCCCUGGCUCAGCUUCCAAGAACUGAGCAAUGAGGACGGCGAUGUUGUCUACCUCCAGCUUCUUUCUCGUGGCACGCGAGGUCUGGUGGCUCUCUACUCGUCUUUCUGGAGGCAUCGGCGUAAAGCCUUACACUACGGCUUCAUGCAGCGCCAGAGCGAAUCCUUUCGGCCGAUCCAGAACCUUGAGUCCAAGGACGAUCGAACGCAUCUUGAGCAUUAUGCUACUUCAAUGAUCGUGACGGCAACGUAUGGACGAAGCAUCCUAGGCAAGUUUGCCGUCGAGCAAUAUUCGGCUCUCGAAUACGUGCCUAGUAUCCUUGCGCUCUGGAAGGCCGAAGUGUUGACACAACAGCAAAAGGAUGCCGACAUAUAUCUCAAACUAUUGAGUGAAAUCAAAGACAAGAUAAAACGAGGUGUAGCAGCAGACUGUUCCACUACAUACUUGAUCAACGAGCAGAAGAACCUUGACAUGAAUGACCUUGGGCUGGCAUACGCCGCCGGUCCCCCUUUCGGUGCUGGAGUUGAGAGACUUCAUUCCCAACCACAGGCUGAGCUGGAUAAAGUUAACGGCAGUGAUCGGCUACCGACUUUUGAGGAUAUGGCGUCGUUCCCGUAUGUUGCUGCCAUCAUCCCGGAAAGGCUGCGAUGGAGACCCAUUGCUGUGUCUGGCGGUACACCUCAUGCUAGUAUUGCGGAUGAUACAUAUAGGGAAAUUUUUAUACCAAAGGGGAGCACGAAUGACUUCCAUGACCCUCACGGGCUCUCGCCUGAACGUUCUCUCGAGCACCGCAAAUAUCCGGGUCUGACUGGCCACAGCGCCUUCGGAUGGGGUCGUCCUCGCUCACCUAAGCACCAGAACCUCACUGAGUGGGAGUUUGAAGAUUCAUUGCAGCACUUGAAAAUAUAUGCGGCCGAACAUAAUGAGUGA